AUGGACAAGCAGCUGCGGGAGCUGCGGCUGCAGGAGGAGAGGGCCUUCCUGCAGAGCAUGGCAAGGGAGGAGGACACCAAGCAGCACCCUAGCUGGUGGGACAGCCGGGCACCAGCCAUCCUCCCUGAGCCCCUUGCCAGUGAUGCUGCACUCUGCGUGCCCAGCAGCCCCAAAUCUCACAGGGACCUCGGCCUGAUCACAGAGGCAGUGGCACGCAACGAGUUUCUACAGCACCUGGGUGAAAGCUGCCCUGACGUGCUGGCUCAGAGCUUCGUAGCUGUCCAGCACAGCCCUGGGGACACGGUGCUGGCUGAGGGCACUGAGGGUACCACCAUGUAUAUAGUGGCAGAGGGGCAGCUCAGCGUGAGCCAGCGUGGCCGCAGGCUCCGCACGCUGGGGCCAGGGGACGUGUUCGGGGAGCUGGCCAUCCUCUACAACUGCAAGCGCACGGCCACCGUGCAGGCACUCAGCCCCGUGCGCCUUUGGGCCAUCACCCGGCAGCGGUACCGGGCCAUUGCCACCAGCAAUGCCAAGCAGAGAAGGGCUGAGAUCCUAGGCUCCCUGCGGACGGUGCACUGGCUGCAGGAUCUCUCCGACAGCCACCUCUGCAAGCUGCUGGAUGCCAUGGAGGAGUGCACUUUCAAGCCUGGUCACAUCAUUAUUCAUGAAGGCGACGAGGGGGAAAACUUCUACAUUAUCCUGAAGGGUGAGGUGCGGGUGACCCAGCGAGUGGACGGGCAGGAGAAGCUGCUCCGUGUCCUGGGUGCUGGACAGCACUUUGGAGAGCUCUCCCUACUGCGGAACAGCCCCCGGACAGCAUCGUGCCAGGCCCAGGGACAUGUCACCUGUGUCACCAUGGCCAAGGAUGACUUCUUGGAGAUCAGCCCCUAUUGCCCUUCCCAUCCUGCAGAGCCAAACACGCCUGAAGCAGAAGCACCAGCCCCAGAAGCAGAAGCACCAGCCCCAGAAGAUCCUGAAAGGGGCCGUGGUUCCUCGAGCCCGUGGCAGACACCAGCUGUGCCCCUGCGGCUGGAGGAGCUGGUUGCCGUGCGCUAUCAGGAGGGGCAGCGACAGGGCCAGUGCGUUGUCCUGGGCACUGGCGGCUUCGGACGCGUUGAUCUGGUGCAGUGCCGGGAGCAGCUCUUUGCACUGAAGCGGAUCCGCAAGGACUGGGUGGUGCGGAAGCAGCAGCAGGAGCAUGUGCGGACUGAGCAGCGAGUGCUGGCAGGCUGCCACAGCCCCUUUGUUGUGAGGCUUUUCGGCACGUUCCGGGACAGGCAGUAUGUCUAUCUGCUGCUGGAGUUCUGCCAGGGUGGAGAACUGUGGACCAAGCUGCGUGAGAUGCGGUGCUUCGAGGAGCCACUGGCAGUGUUCUGUUGCGCCUGCGUGGUCGAGGCCCUGGAGUACCUGCACAGCCACGGCAUUGUCUACCGUGACCUGAAGCCUGAGAACCUCAUGCUGGACCAGCGUGGCUAUGUCAAGCUGGUAGACUUCGGCUUUGCUAAGGAGCUGGGGCGGGGGGAGAAGACCUUCUCCUUCUGCGGAACCCCCGAGUACCUGGCGCCCGAGAUCCUGCGCCAGGAGGGCCAUGACUUUGCUGUUGACUUCUGGACACUGGGCGUGCUCGCCUUCGAGUUGCUGGUAGGCAGGCCUCCCUUCCACAGUGCUGACCCCCAGCAGAUCUACAGCCGCAUCUUGGACGGAGUAUUCUCCUUCCCAGCCUUCCUUGGCGAGGCUGCCUGCUCCCUCAUCAGCAAGCUCUGCAGGCGUCGCCCGGGACAGCGCUUAGGGAACACGGCCAGCGGCAUCCGCGGCAUCAAGAAGCACAGGUGGUUCGGUGCCCUGAAGUGGAGGAAGCUCUCGCUGGGGCAGCUGGAGGCACCCACCCUGCGGCUCAUCAAGGAGGGACCCCCCUACGUCAACUUCAAGCGUUACUCGGUGGACUUGACGCCAGUGGACGAUGAGUUCUCAGGCUGGGAUGAGGAUUUCUGAUGGCAGCAGGACCCCUGUGUCCACAGUAGGACUCCUUGGCUGCGCCCUGU
Molecule: messenger RNA, 2042 nt
Organism: Pogoniulus pusillus (Red-fronted tinkerbird)
Lineage: Eukaryota; Metazoa; Chordata; Aves; Piciformes; Lybiidae
Product: cGMP-dependent protein kinase 1-like
Exons: 19
Coding region: 1-1992 (663 amino acids)
Biological process (GO): protein phosphorylation
Molecular function (GO): ATP binding; cGMP-dependent protein kinase activity
Source: RefSeq, a predicted model, not a curated record